Molecule: messenger RNA, 4263 nt
Organism: Scylla paramamosain (green mud crab)
Lineage: Eukaryota; Metazoa; Arthropoda; Malacostraca; Decapoda; Portunidae
Exons: 7
Coding region: 510-2024 (504 amino acids)
Biological process (GO): regulation of transcription by RNA polymerase II
Cellular component (GO): nucleus
Molecular function (GO): DNA-binding transcription factor activity, RNA polymerase II-specific; RNA polymerase II cis-regulatory region sequence-specific DNA binding
Source: RefSeq, a predicted model, not a curated record
UUAAGGUCGGAUUUGCUGGUUGGCGGUACCUACGAGAUUGUUUAAUGGCAGUUAAGGGACUGCGGGCAGUUGCGCGAUACAGUAUUGCGCAAGAAUUGAGUCGAGGCUUCGCGAGUGGCUGCCCGAACCGUGCCAGGCAACUAUCGGAAAUUAUGUAAAUAAAUGAGCUGAGAAAUCAAUGCAGAAUUUGUUCAAAACAAUUCGAGAUCAAUCAGUUUAAAACAAUUUCGUCUUGAGAUGAAGAGGAUCCAGUUUUCCUAGAGUUUAGCGGCCAUUUCUGAAGAAUGAAGCGACGGGUUUGGUCAGAUUGUAUUGCGUUGGUCAGCGAGGGUCAGUCACUCACCCCAUGCAUCGGCCGGCACAAGUAUGUUGCAUGCGGCGUGGAGGAAAAAAACCUCACGCCGUGCCUAAAACAACAAUCAUGUGCCUUAUUUAAUGAGUGAUCGCGUUGCCUUGCUGUCGUCUUCUACCUCAUCCUUCCCUCACACUCUACAGACCAGACUUCUGCCAUGGCUGAGCUGAACAAGAGUCUCACCGCAAUGGACUGGCUCCCGCGCCUCAACGCUCGGGGCACGCUGGCGGGAGGCUUGUGGCUAGACGGGGUUACUGACACUCCCGAGAUGGUGCAGGCUGACUCCUCCACGCCCCCCUCGCCGCCCGUCAAUGGCAAGCCGCCCUACAGCUACGCCAACCUCAUCACGCUGGCCAUCACCAGCAGCAGCCGCAGGAAGAUGACCCUGGCGGAGAUUUACCACUGGAUCAUGGACAACUUCUCCUACUACCGCCAGGCGCCCGUCGGGUGGAAGAACUCGGUGCGUCACAACUUGUCCCUCAACAAAUGCUUCAAGAAGGUGCCGCGGACCAAGGAUGACCCGGGCAAGGGCUCCUACUGGGCCAUCGACGCCACCCACACGGCGGACGAGGCGGCCAGCAAGCGGAAGAAGCAGCCUUGCCCGAGAUUCAACCCGUAUCUGGCCCACACGCUGACCAACACGGCGAGAACCACAACUCUCUCAAUGAGCGCCGCCAACACGGGACUCAGUACCAUCAUACCCGCCGCCGCCACGCCCCUGCAGGACCCCGAGCUCAAGACUGGCACCCCGAUGGUCAACCCCUGGAGCCACAGCGCCCGCGUGGACCACUGGGCGCAGACGACACACCCCUGGAACUUUUCGCAGGAGGGAGUGUUACUGGAUGGCGUGACGGGGACCAACGCACCCGUCAGCCUCUCCAUGGGCGUUGGGGAAGGUGAGUGCGCGCCGCGAGAUUCCUCGGUGGAUGGCAUCACUAUGAAGGACUGCGACCUGCUGCUGCUCAGUAACCUCACGCCGGAGCAGCUGAGAGAGUACGCUGCCCUGCUCACGCCGCAGAACACUGGAGGCGCCAACGUGAACCAAAGCGUGCCCAGCGUGCUGCCCCUGUCCCUCCCCAUGUCCAUGCCCGUGUCCGCCCCCACGGCCAUCCCCGCCCCCAUGGCAACCACGAGGACCUCCUCCAGCGACGCCACACUCCUGCCCCUCCAGACCUCCGGGGAGACGCUGGAGACCCUGGUGGCGGACUCCCUCAUGAUAUCCAACGGCGUGCCCCCUGAUGACGUGCUCAGAUCCCCCCAGCAGGCCAGUACGCCCGGGGAGCUCCCCCUAGACGGCAGCUUCAGUCUGAGCGGCCAUAGUGACUGCGGGGACAGCUCAGCGUCUCUUUCUCUCUCCGCACACAGCCAGACAGUCAGCGCUGCCAGUCACGGCUCUGGGGGAACGGUGACCAUCAUGCGGAGAGAGCCAGCAGUAGCUAGUCCCCAGCCGCUGUCAGAGCCACUCAGCCGCCUCCUGGCUCCCUUGUCGCCCCCUAUUCACGCCGGCGGGGAGGCUGCAUCCCCACACAACGAUGACUGCCUGGAGGGGAUGCUGGAACAUACACUGGCGCAGAACAUGGAAGCUAUCCAGGUGGGACUCAUCACAGGCUCAGGUCCUCACUCUGACGACGAGGAGAUCACUGACGAGUUUAACUGGGAUAAGCUACUGUAGCCUCACCCCCGCCCCUCGCUACCCCGCCCCUUGUAAUGCAAUAACGUACCGUCCUCUUGAUCAAGUGUGCCUUGUACCAGACGUACCACAUACGUACCGUAGAUGCUACUUAGGUCAGCGUGAACCACUGCGUCGUGUAGAUGUAACUCUUGGUAAGUUAAGGUGUACAUACAAGUGAUCGAGUCAGACAGGAGAGACAUGGAGGGGGGUUCUGGGAGUGUUUGAUGCUGCGCUGCUGACGGUGCUGGCUGACUGCUAGAAGGCGUCAGGAGAGUGUAUAAGGAGGGUUUCUGUUUAGCUGUUUUUUUUAUUUUUAUUUUAUUUUUUUUAGGGUGUGUGUGGGGGUGUAUUGGUGUUGUGUUAUGUUUGGGUUUCUCUCUCUCUCUCUCUCUCUCUCUCUCUCUCUCUCUCUCUCUCUCUCUCUCUCUCUCUCUCUCUCUCUCUCUCGUUUGUGUAUUUCAGAUAUUUUUAUUCAGUGUAUGUAGAUUUGCAAGUGAUUUAAUGAUAUGCCACCACCACUACUACUGCUACCACCACCACCACCACCACCACCACUAUCAUCAUCAUCAUCAUCAUCAUCAUCAUCAUCAUCAUCAUCAUCAUCAACUCAAUGGCUGGUCCGGGGUUGAGACUGUGAUUGUAUCUUUUUUACUAUUUUUUCUUUUAUUUAUUAGGUCGAAGUUUAGAAUGUACUUUUUCCUCUUUUUUUCCUUUUAUUUGUUCUGGUCCUAGAAGAAGAGACUCCGUUCAGAAUCCUCCUCCAUGCGUACCUGUCGUAGGUGUGUAGAUGUUAUGCUCAGGUGAAUGAGAGGUUAUAACCUACCAGUGUAUUACCUUAGUCUCCCAUUGAGAAUAACAAAGAAAACGGGAGAUGUAUAUAAUCACUAUUAACAAGAACUGAGGGACUGUAUUCUCAAAUGUUUCAGCAUCUUAUCUUUACUACUUUUAAAGGUCUAUAGUGGAAGUUAUUGGGAUUCUUGAGAAUGAUUUUGUGAUUCUGAGUAAGAUAUUGAGGUUUUCUGGUGUGUUUUCGUGAUUUUGGUGAUAGCUGAAGUUUUAGUGGAACUUGGGGUUUUCAAGGAUAGUUUAGUGGUUCUAGUGGAAGUUGUCGAGGUUUUCAAGGUGUUUUGCGAUACUGUCGGUUAAAGAGGCUGUAAUGGAGGUCAUGAAGGUUCUCAAGGGUGUUUUAGUGACUCGUAUGAUAGUUUGAUACGUUUUAGUGGAAGUUAUUAGGAUUUGGUAAUUAGGACUGGUAAUAGUUGUAGAGGAUUUAGUGAGAGUUGGUGAUGUUUUCAAAGUGUUUUCGUGAUUCAGGUAACUGAACAGACUUUAUUAGAAGUUGAAAGGAUUUCCAAUUGUGUUUUCAUGGCUCUAGUCUAACGGAAGUGGUUAGGAGUUUUCAAGAGUGGUUACGUAAUUCUGGUUAUUGUAGCGUGUUUUCGUGGUCCAGUGAUAAUUUGAUACGGAUUCUACGUCAGUGGCGCCAUGAACACCCAUGAGAACCCAAAUAAUCAUCUCCGUGGCCUUUGAAAAUAGUCCCUGUGAGAGAAAGAAACGUUUCAAAAUACGGGCUCUUUGGUUCUGCUUUCACGUAUUCCUGUUGACUCUUGAGACUGUUACUCCUAUGUCUCCUCCUCCUCGCCUCUGUACACCCUUCCUUGGCGUGCGUUUUACCCACAGAUGUGCAGUGCUGUUUGUUUCGCCUGUCCUUUGAACGGCUGCAAAAUUCUGCAUGCCGCUGUAUAGUACUCGCUUUUAAUUUGUAUACACUCCGUCACAGGCUGACAGGAGUGAUAAACCAGGAUUAUUAUUAUUAUUAUUAUUAUUAUUAUUAUUAUUAUUAUUAUUAUUAUUGUUAUUAUCAUUAAUAUUAUUAUUAUUAUUGUUAUUAUUAUUAUUAUCAUCUUGAUUACUGCACUUGUUUUUACUCUAUCGCAGGCUGAUUGGAGUAAUAAAACGGUGUUCAUUACCAUUGUUAUUAUUAUUAUUAUUAUUAUUAUUAUUAUUAUUGGGAAGUGUGAUUAGCUAGUCAUUACCGAGUCAUUCCCGAUUACCUAGUCACUCCCACCGCAGCAGCCUUCUGUCUACUGCUGGCGGGGGAACCAAGUCAGCUGGGGGGAUGAGAGCUGAAGUGAAGGUGUUUGCUCAUUCUCCAAGGCGUUCCAAGUAUUAAUUGGUAUACCCAACCCAUGUGCCUAAUGUCGUGUGCCUUGUUCCAAAUAAAUAUAUGAUAUGUUAA